CUGUUGCCACGGCGUACAACUCUGACAGGGACACGGAUGACACGCCAGCACUGACACGCGCGACACGCACGCCCCGGCGGCGCCUAUAAAGGCAGGCGACCCACGGCGGCAGAAACACGCAGAGCCAGACACGCUGACCGGAAGUAUGGGCAUUUUCAUCUCCCGCCUCUUCUCCAUGUUUACAUCCAAAACUCCCGCCAGGAUCCUGAUGGUGGGUCUGGACGCUGCAGGGAAAACCACACUGCUGUACAGAAUGAAGCUGGCUGAGGUGGUCACCACCAUUCCUACUGUUGGCUUUAACGUGGAGACAGUGGAAUAUAAAAACAUCACUUUUACUGUUUGGGACGUUGGUGGUCAAACUAUCAUUAGACCACUCUGGAAAUACUACUACACUAAUACACAGGGUGUGAUAUUCGUGGUGGACAGCAACGACCCUCAGAGGAUCAAAGAAGCUGCAGAGGAGCUGCACUGCAUGCUGGAAGAGGAUGAGCUGAGGAAGGUGUCCUUGUUGGUGUUGGCCAACAAACAAGACCUCCCGCACGCCAUGUCUGUCAGCGAGGUCACCACCGCCCUGCGCCUGGCGGGGGUCUCCCAGCAGUACCAUGUCCAGGCGUCGUGUGCGGUGAGUGGGACAGGUCUGGUGGAAGGCCUGGAUUGGCUCUCCAGGCAGAUCCUGAACCAGUCGUAGCCCACACCAAGUCCGGAGCCAUGCUGGAUGAACAAAGUGAAGAAGAUGGGAUUUAUUUCAUCAAACCUUAAAGAAGCCAUGCUGGCUCCGCCCCCUCCUCUCAUCUUCCACGAGCCAAUCAUCUUCUUACUCCGUCUUGCUGCCUUCCUGUCAAUCUUCCAUCCAUCCUGUGGUCACAGUGCACUUUAAAACACUACACUUUAUCUUGGUCUUGUACAAAUAGCUUCUUUUUUUAAUCGCUGUUUGUUCCUCAAUAAAGUUGUCAUGGGUUCACCAACUUGACUAAAAGAA
Molecule: messenger RNA, 979 nt
Organism: Nerophis ophidion (straightnose pipefish)
Lineage: Eukaryota; Metazoa; Chordata; Actinopteri; Syngnathiformes; Syngnathidae
Product: ADP-ribosylation factor 4-like
Exons: 6
Coding region: 146-688 (180 amino acids)
Biological process (GO): vesicle-mediated transport; intracellular protein transport
Cellular component (GO): plasma membrane; cytoplasm
Molecular function (GO): GTP binding; GTPase activity
Source: RefSeq, a predicted model, not a curated record